UUAAAGAAGCACGUGAGUUUAUUGUGUGUAUAUACACCUAUUCCAUAUUUCCAUUACGUGGCCCCCUACCACACGGCGCACGGUUGACGAGUUCAGCAAGGUGGUUUCAAAUAGUUAGCCUUCGUCGCGAACUGGUUUCAUACCGUCAUUUAAACGCGCAUCCCAUGUAGUAGUAACGUUAUUAUAUAUUCAAAAGUUCUUGUUCCUUCGUCGCUCUCAGACGUCGUCGUCGUCAUCGUCUUCUUCUACUACUACUUCUUCAUCGGAAACAUAGGUUCCAUAGAUGGUGCCCGAAACAUUCCCUUCGAAGUAAUAUGCUGUAGUAGAUUUGCGCAAAUCGAAUGCCGAAGAAUUGGUGUGUUUGUACAACGUUGCCACCACAAACGCUAGGAUGUCAUGGGUGCGGUAACUAACGCGGCUCUACUACGUGUGUCGGUGCAGCGCGAAAAUCGAAUUCACCUGUGCAACAACACUAAUCAAACGUCGAAUCCUCCUUAUUGAUUCCAUCAGUCCACAUACACCUUCAGAAACUGUGCCUCAGUGUUCGGACUAACAUUUCUUUUAUAAUUUGUUUCAUUAUUAUUUCAUCUAUUAAUUUCGAAUAAUGUAAUCCUCCUUAGCGCUCGCUAUUUUUCCUGCAAUAGUUUUAUUUUUUCGUUCGUUUCUUUUCUCUUCAAAUGGUGAAAUGAUCGUUUAAAAGUGCGCGCGGAUAUGGCGGAUAACAACAAGCCCUUGUAUUCGACAUGUGUUGCCAUUUUGGGAUUCGUUUGCUUCAUCGUGGGUGCUACCGCCGUUGGUUUGCCCAUCUGGGGUUACUUCGAUAGCAGUUCUGGGAUUCCAGGAGACGAAAAAGGUUAUUUCGGCCCGUGGAAAACCUGCAAAUUGCUGCUGUACCACAGGGAGCGCUGCGGAAAGGACGACUCCAGAUUCCGACCUUCAAUCGCAGUAUGGGUGGCUGGGAUCGUGGCCGCCUCCGGUGUGGCCAUCCUCGGAGUCUUUUGUUUCCUCAGCAUUCUCCAGUUAGCGAUGUUGAGUUCGAAGGAAAAGGUUCUUAUGAAGUACAGCGUCGUGGUGAUCAUGAAACUAGCGAUGGGAUUGCUUGCAACGUUGCUGGCGAUAGCGGCUGCAGGAUUGUUUGCUCUCCAGGCGGACGAAAGAGAUAACAAUGGCUUCCAGAUAACUAGGGGACCAGCAUUUUAUAUACAAAUUAUGCUAAUACUAUUAAAUUCAAUCCUAUUCGUUAUGUCGUUGUAUGAUAUGAUAUUUGCAAGACGCGACGGAGGAGAUCCAACGACAGUCACAGCGACGACAGAGGCCACGACGUACGGGAAUCCCGGCUUCAGGGAUCGACCUAAUCCUGGACCUGGUGGAAUCUCGAUGACGGAUGCGAGUGGCAGACCGUACUCAUCAGCUACGAACGGUAGCAUGAUGUCGAUGAACACUACAUCGACGGCCAUCGGUUCGAACGGAUCCACUUUAUCCUCCGUGACUAGAUCUCCUUUGCGGUCCAGCCUGAAGAAGCCCAAACCGAACAACGGUCUCGGCAUCCAGAAUCCCGGAUACUCGGGAUCAUCUCCUACAUUCUCGCGAAACGGCAGUGUGAAGAAGGUUCGGAUACAAACGCAUAGUACUGAAGUGUGAUAUUUAUUUAACAAACAAACAAAAAAAGAAA
Messenger RNA from Nicrophorus vespilloides, 1672 nucleotides. RefSeq lists its product as uncharacterized. Bases 712 to 1641 code for a protein of 309 amino acids. Lineage: Eukaryota; Metazoa; Arthropoda; Insecta; Coleoptera; Silphidae. The record is from RefSeq and is a predicted model, not a curated record. The transcript has 6 exons.